Messenger RNA from Oncorhynchus nerka (sockeye salmon), 1456 nucleotides. RefSeq names its product maternal embryonic leucine zipper kinase-like. The record is from RefSeq and is a predicted model, not a curated record. The coding region runs from base 302 to 1456 and encodes 384 amino acids. Gene Ontology annotation, molecular function: protein serine/threonine kinase activity; ATP binding. Gene Ontology annotation, biological process: protein phosphorylation; intracellular signal transduction. NCBI's taxonomy places the organism in Eukaryota, Metazoa, Chordata, Actinopteri, Salmoniformes, Salmonidae. The transcript has 7 exons. Gene Ontology annotation, cellular component: cytoplasm.
GUCUCAACGUCAACAGUGAAGAGGAGACUCCGGGAUGCUGGUCUUCUAGGCAGAGUUCCUCUGUCCAGUCUCAACGUCAACAGUGAAGAGGAGACUCCGGGAUGCUUGUGUGUUGUGUUACCAGGCUGAUGUGUGGAGUAUGGGAGUGCUGCUGUUUGCUCUGCUCUGUGGAUAUCUAAUGUGUGUGUGUGUGUGUGUGUGUGUUGUGUUACCAGGCUGAUGUGUGGAGUAUGGGGGUGCUGAUGUGUGGAUAUAUAAUGUGUGUGUGUGUGUGUUGUGUUACCAGGCUGAUGUGUGGAGUAUGGGAGUGCUGCUGUUUGCUCUGCUCUGUGGAUAUAUAAUGUGUGUGUGUGUGUGUGUGUGUGUGUGUGUGUGUGUGUGUGUAUGUUGUUACCAGGCUGAUGUGUGGAGUAUGGGAGUGCUGCUGUUUGCUCUGCUCUGUGGAUAUCUGCCGUUUGAUGACGACAACUGUAUGGUCCUCUACAGGAAAAUCACCAGAGGUAGUUACAACAACCCUCAUUGGCUGUCUCCUGGGAGCAUCCUGCUACUCAACCAGAUGAUGCAGGUGGAUCCUAAGCAUCGUGUGACCAUCAGACAACUCCUAGACCAUCCCUGGACGAUGUCUGGCUAUGGCACCCCUGUAGAGUGGCACAGCAAGCAACCUUUGGGUUAUAUAGAUGAGGACUGCAUCACUGAGAUGUCCGUCAGCCUGAAGAUCUCCAGACAGAGCACCCUACAGCUGGUCAAUGAGUGGAAGUACGACCAGACCACUGCCACCUACCUGUUGCUGCUUUCUAAGAAACAGAGAGGGAAACCUGUCCGGAUCAGGCCUCAACUUCCUGUCUGUGAUGUCAUGUCCUGUUCACCUCAACGCCUGGGAGUACAGACUCUACUCUUUGAUGAUGAUGAUGAUGAUGCUGAGGACCGUUGCUAUGACGACGACCUGCCCUGGGUUCCGCUCACACCCCAGCAAGAGAGAGCAACCUGUCCGUCAGCUGAAAAGAGGCGGGAUCAGACUAAACACGCCCCUACUCCGGAGAGGGAGCCAAUCGCGCACCACCACCGUCACCAGGAGAGGCGGGAACGAUGCCGGGAACGGACCAAUGAAAACAAAGAGAACGUUGCCCUGGCCAAUAAGGAUGCUGAUAUAUUUGCUUUGCCCGCCCCCCGAUCCCCUGUAGCCAAUAGGAAGGCAACUCGGCCCAACAAGAGGGUCUUGACGACACCAACCCGUAAUAACACCAACAAGGUUGGCAACAAGGUAGACACACCCCAAGGUAAGACCACAGACACACACACACACAUACACACACACACACACACACACACACACACACACACACACACACAGACACACACACACACAGAUUCCAACACACAGACACAUUUUUACAUAGAACAACAAUUCAACUUUUUAAACACAGACUACACACAGACACACACAGACACAUCCUGA